Molecule: messenger RNA, 954 nt
Organism: Cryphonectria parasitica EP155
Lineage: Eukaryota; Fungi; Ascomycota; Sordariomycetes; Diaporthales; Cryphonectriaceae
Exons: 2
Coding region: 357-638 (93 amino acids)
Source: RefSeq, a predicted model, not a curated record
CGAGAUAAAGCACACGAGUUUAAUAUAGUGUAUUGGAUCUGCCAGGCACAAGUUUCCUAAUCCCAAGAACAUUCAAUAUAUAUCAUAUUAAAUGCCCGCUUUGAAAGUCCGUGCAGAGAAAAAUAGAGAACCUAUUUUCCAAAAGAUUAAGGGAGGAGAAAUAAUUAAAACAAAAAGGGGGCCACAAAAUAAUGUUCUGCAGAAGAGAAAGAAAAGGGAAAUGGGGAAGAAAAAGAAAACAACAGAAAAAUAUCAGUCUAUUUAUCUCCUUGUGGACGUGGCUGAGGCUGUGGCUGCGGUGGUGCUGGACGAGACACUGGUAGGGACGAUGAUGAAGUUAUCAAAGUAGUAGGACGAUGAUCACUUGGUUCCAUGCGCUGAGGCUGACCUGCCCUCCGAGCGUGAAUGGGCCCACUUGGCUUGGGGCCUCAAAGCCUCCGUCUGCGAAAAUGGAGCCCGAGGUGGAGAAUGGACAGAACGCGCUUGAUGUCGAGCUGCUACUGGUGGAGGCCGACGCCGAGGCGCUGGGCGUCGUGACUGCUGAGGUCAGGGGAUUGGUAGGAAUGGGCAACGUUGGUAGUGAGGUCACGCCGUUGGUGGUAAGGGAUCCGCCCGACGUCGUCGAGAUGAUACCAUAGACAAGAGCAAUCGUAAAGGUCACAGUGUACGGCUGGACGGUGGUUCCAUCGUCAGCAUCGAUGGUGACCGUGACUAUGCCGGGGGUGAUGACACUGGGUGCUGUUCCAUCGAGGGUCUGGGCGUCAGUGUCUACGGAAUCCUCAAGCCAGGUCGUGCUUGGGUCAAAAUCAACAGAUGUGAUGAUGUCUCCGAGAUUGUUCAGGUAGGGGCUCAGGUCGAUGAAGAAUGGAAGGCCGGCGGUGAUGGUUGGCUGGGGCGGAAGAGUGAUGCUCGAGGUGGAGGAAGCUGUCGUCGUGGAGGCUAUAGAGCUGAGUG